This is a messenger RNA of Syngnathoides biaculeatus (alligator pipefish), 2508 nucleotides long. Its product is annotated as zinc finger protein OZF-like. Gene Ontology annotation, biological process: regulation of transcription by RNA polymerase II. Gene Ontology annotation, molecular function: DNA-binding transcription factor activity, RNA polymerase II-specific; RNA polymerase II cis-regulatory region sequence-specific DNA binding. The coding region runs from base 1138 to 2436 and encodes 432 amino acids. The record is from RefSeq and is a predicted model, not a curated record. NCBI's taxonomy places the organism in Eukaryota, Metazoa, Chordata, Actinopteri, Syngnathiformes, Syngnathidae. The transcript has 3 exons.
GGAAAUUGAUAACGCCAGCUUCCCAUUGACCGUCACCGUGAAGAGAGAAGACGACGUCGACGGAGCCGACGACGAUGGGGCUCGACACGCCAACGGGCUCUUAGCUCCGCUAGCAGACGGCGACGACUCUCCCGACACUGGGGCUUUACAAAUCUACUUCAACGUUCAACGAGCUCUUUCGCGGGUGUUGUGUACACGUCAGGACCUUUGAGGGGCGAUGGCGGCCUUGCCCUGGAUUUGAAGGUUCGUGACUCGAAAAGGAAGAAGAAGAAGAGUUUGCGAAUUGAAAUUCUUACUUUGCCAUUUAUAUCUCUAAUGUAUUUCUGUAUUUAUUUUAUGACAAUCGACGUUUUGAGUUUUCACGUAGUAACGUUAUGCAUUACCCCCUUUGACUGUAUUUUCAAAAAAGUUUAAAUGUUAAUAUAUAGAAUUUAAGCGGAAAUAUCCAAAUCUGUCCCUCAGAUACAUCAUCAGUCUUUGAACGAUUACAAGGAUAAACUCCACAUUCGUUAAUCUAAUUCAUUUAAAUAUGUAAUCCAACCAUUAUUAAUUAGAGUUAAUACAUGAUAUUUGCAUAUAUAAUAAGAGACUAAGUGUGCACGUAUUUGUGUAUAUUAAAAUGCGGAGAUGGAACAUUUGAAGGUUGUUUGCUUCGAGUUCCACUUUUCGUGAAUAAUGAACGCAGCGUAGACGCGUCGGAUCAAGAAAACUGAAUUUACGCUUUCAAAGCAAGCAACGACGUCAAUCUUCUUCUUCUUCUUCUUCUCUUUCGACUGUGCGACUCUCAAACGGGAGUGUUUUCGGAUAUCGCCCCCUGGAUGGGCUGCUGGCUACGUCCUGUUGUCAGAUUUCUUUGCGGGCGUCACUUUUUUUUGUCACAACUUUCAGCAGAGCCCGGAGAAAGUGCUUCGUUCAAUCUGUUCAUGCGCGACCGUCCAAACUACGAUCGAAACGUAAAAAGUCUCGCCGCGAAGUCGCGGGCGGUGAACGUCGUCGUCGUCGUCGUUGUGACGUCACGUCGGCGCUGCGCGAAGCUUCUUUUGCUUUAGCUUGCUAGCUGCGAACAAAGAGAAGCAUUCGUUGUCAUCCGCGCGUCGCUCGGAACAGACCAACCGGGUGUGGUUAUUUCUGUGGAUUAUGUGUGCAAAAAGCGUGAAAGAAGAAGAGCACGAGGAGGAAGUCUGUGGCGCAAAAGAGGACCACGAAGGACAGCGCGGGGACGCUGCUUUCUUCCACAAGCUUCGAGGUGAACCGCACAAAACAGAUGUCCGGGAAAUGGGCCCUCCUUCUGAACGGCAGCAGCCGUCGCUCGCUCGCAUCAAAGAGGAGGAGGAGCCAGAAUACGCCCACAUAAAGGAGGAAGAGCGGGAGGCCGACGCCUCCAACUUUCCGUUGACCGUUGUCAUUGUGAAGAGUGAAGAUGACGACGAUGAGGAAGAAGGCGAUGGAGAGCGAUGCGAAGGAUCCCAGGCUGACGGCCUCUUGGCUCCGCUAUCGGAGAGCGACGACAUAACGUCGCACUCGUCUGACACCAGUGACGGUGAACGCCCGAAAGGUCACAGGUCACGUCAUCGCACCCACAACGAACGCUGGAAAUGUUCUCAGUGUCAGAAGACGUUUGUCAACAAGUCGUCGUUAAAACGACACACCAGAAUACACACUGGAGAGAAACCUUUUGCCUGUUCAGUUUGUGAUAAAAGAUUUUCUGUCAAACAAAGUCUGACAAACCACAUCAGGACACACACUGGAGAUAAACCGUUUGCCUGCGCCGUUUGCGGCAAAAGGUUGAUUACAAAGGCAAGUUUAACAUAUCAUAGCAGAACACACACCAGGGAGAAUCUUUUCGCCUGUUCGCUGUGUGAUAAAGUAUUUUCUGAAAAGGGACAUUUAACAGUCCACGCAAGAACGCACACUGGAGAGAAACCGUACGCCUGCUCAAUUUGUGGAAAACGGUUCUUUCGGAAAGGACAAUUUGAAACACACUCAAGGACGCACACUGGAGAAAAACCCUUUCCCUGCUCAGUUUGCAACUUGGCUUUCAGAGAUCGCACCGUCAUGGUUCAACACAUGAAAACACACACGGGAAAGAAGCCUUUUUCUUGCUCGCUUUGCAGUAAAAGAUUUUCUAGAAAGGGAGAUUUAAGAAGACACACGAGAACGCACACCGGGGACAAACCCUUUACCUGUUCCGUUUGCAACUUGACUUACAGGGAUCGUUCAGGAUUAAAUCAGCACAUGAGAACCCACACUGGGGAGAAACCAUAUUCAUGCUCGGUUUGUGGCAAACGAUUCAAUCAAAGCGGCACUUUGACAAUACACACAAGAACGCACACUGGUGAGAAGCCGUUCAGAUGCAGUGCGUGUGAUAAACAAUUCCCACGCAAGCACCAAGUUAAGCGACACAAGUGCGCAGCUGAGAAGAGCAGUGAGAAAUGAAUCGUAAAUUCAAUUGCAGCACCGUCGUCAAAGUUUUGCUCUUUGUGAUAACUUGUAAAAGUGUAUACGUGA